Messenger RNA from Paramecium sonneborni, 481 nucleotides. The record is from the annotation of a GenBank genome assembly. Lineage: Eukaryota; Ciliophora; Oligohymenophorea; Peniculida; Parameciidae.
AUGAAUUAAAAUAAAUCAGUUUUAAUUGUAUGGAUGAAGCCUUUUUUAUGCAUUUUUUAUUUCAUUUAUCCUUAAAUUUACUCUAAUGAUUUUGAAUUUUCAGGUUGCAAAUAUAUUAGAAACAUAGAACAAUAUCUUAAAAGUAAAUAGAGUGCUAUUUCUAAAUUAUAACUCUUAGAUGUUAUGUAAUUAUGGUAUAAUUUUAUGAAAAUGAUUAUAAGUUCUUUUGAAGGUUAUCAUCUUAAAAAGCAAUAAUAUUUGGUUUAAAGAAAUCAGAUUUAUUGAUGUCAACAACAAAAGAAAUUUUAAAAGUACUGAAGAUCUCAAUACCUAAAUUAGUAGACUCAAAUGUCGUUGUUACAGAUUUCAUGAUGUGAUUGUGAGUUUGAAAAGGAUUCAGCGACGAUUAAAUAUGGAGUGGUUCAUUUAAAACCGUAAGACAAGAAAAGAUAUAAUAAGUAUAGUUAUAAAUGAAAUUUGA